Cercospora beticola is the source of this 1484-nucleotide messenger RNA. It is a transcript of the gene RRG9, whose product is annotated as mitochondrial ribosome assembly protein RRG9. Gene Ontology annotation, cellular component: nucleus. Lineage: Eukaryota; Fungi; Ascomycota; Dothideomycetes; Mycosphaerellales; Mycosphaerellaceae. The record is from RefSeq and is a predicted model, not a curated record.
AACCAACCUUUCAUGUUUAGUCACAUCCACCAGUAUAAAAGAUGGAAGCGUGCAGAUGUUCAACGAGAGCACUGGAAUUGGUCGUCCGAGACCUUGCUGGGAUUCAUUUGCGUCGCCAGCGGGCACAGCUAUACUUUAAACGAUGUCGGUCCCUCAGCACGCGGACUUCUUUGCGCCAACAUGAGACAACAAAGAUAAGCACGACCGAGAAGGGCUUCAUACCAUUCGAGACGGCAGGGACGUCGAAGGAAAUCGAAGCGCAGGACGCUGGGAAGAUAGAGCUGGCGGCCGAGAAAGAGCAAGGCGGAGAAGUGGUCAUAGAGUCCGCGCUCACUGAGGCUCAAGAGGAAGAUUUGGGGAGACCUGCCAUCCUACAAGGCGAAGGUGGCGUCAUGGCAGUACCGGCGGUUGCAGAGAAAGAAGUUGGAAAUGCACAGGAGACCACUGGGCCGACACCUGAGUGGGUUAAGCCAGUGGAACAGAAACAAUCUGCUCGCGAGCAGAAUGUAAAGCCCCGCAAGAACGGAAAGAGUGAGAAACCGAUUUCGGAAGCUAGAAAGGCUCGCAAAGAGAGGAGACUGGCAGAGGGCAAGCUCGAUCAAAGCAAAGCGUCACUGCCGUUGAAAAGCAAGGCGGAACAAAUUGCGAUAACCUCAUCUCAGCAAGCAGCACAAGACGAGGAGCACCACGAAGAGGAAAACGAGACUGAUCAAGUUCAAUCCGUCCUCGCCAAACUCGACAGCGACCUAGAAGGUCCCUCCAUCAUCGAAGCCCAACAAUCGCGCGCUGAAAAAUUGGCCGCCAAAUCGGCCGAUAAGAAACGCAGGUCCCAACAACGCGCAGCACAGAAGUUAGAAAGCGCACGUCGUGCAGUAUCCGACGGCGAAGCAUCCAAAAAGAAAAAGCUCGAAAUCUGGCAACGCGAUAAAUCUGCCCUCCAAAAGAAAUUCGGCGAGAAAGCGUGGGCUCCGCGUAAACGUCUCUCUCCAGAUUCUCUCGAUGGGAUUCGCGCAUUACAUGCCAGCGAUCCUGGAACAUACACCACGGAAAUGCUCUCCCAACAUUUCGAAGUCACGCCGGAAGCGAUCCGGAGGAUUCUUAAAAGCAAAUGGAAACCGACUCCGGAAGAGGUUGAAGAGAGGAGGGAGAGAUGGGAGAAGAGAGGCGUGAAGAAGUGGAGGGAGAUGAGUGAGGUGCAUGGGAUGAAGCCGCCGAAGAAAUGGAGAGUGUUGCAUGGCGUGCCUAACCCGAAAUUGGAGGGGAGAAAGAAGUGGGAAGAUCCUAAUAGUGAGAAGAAGGCGAAGGUCAUUAAUGAGAAGACGGGAAAGAAGGAGAGGUGGAGGAAUUUGGGAAAGACGAGGGACGAGGCGGGAAACGUGAGUUUAGCAGACAGGCUGUAGGAUCUUGUCGCAGAUCUGAGAGCAGAAGCCAAAGAGCGAUUUUGAUCGCCAAGCCGUGAACAAGGCUUUCUUCAACCAUCACGA